AGAUGUUUCUUGUCAUCACAGUGAGCAAGCAAGUCUGACGCUAUAGUCCCGCGAUAAUAUUAUUCAAUAUUACAAUAUACUCACAUAAUAUACUCCGAGGAAAUGAUAAACCAAAGAAGUUUCCGCCUGCUACAGAAACUUACGAGUGGAUCCAAGCAGAACUUUCGCCUGGCACACGGUCAAAGUUCAUCAACUUCGUUGAAGACACUAACAAAACAUUAUGACGAGGUUACCAUCCCAGUUCCCUGGGGUCACAUAGCUGGCAAAUGGUAUGGACCGAAGCAUGUACGUCCGAUUCUGGGCAUGCACGGCUGGCAGGACAAUGCUGGCACUUUCGACACACUCGCACCGCUACUGCCACCGCACCUCUCCUUUCUCAGCAUAGACGCACCGGGUCACGGUCACUCCUCAUGGUUGCCGCCAGGCGUUAUGUAUCACUCCAUAGAUUAUGUUCAGCUGGUUCUGCGUAUAAUGGAGGAAUAUAACUGGAAGACAGUGUCCAUAAUGGCUCACUCAAUGAGCUCCUUAAAUGGCUUCGUUUUCGCUUCACUAUUCCCAGACAAACUGGAUAUGUUGAUUGGUCUAGACAUUCUCAAGCCCCUCAUACGCAGUCCGAAGUAUAUUGUAAAUAUGUUAUCCGAACGCCUAUCGGACUCUCUCAAACUGGAACGUCGAUUACGCAGCAACAGUGAGCCCCCUGCCUACGAAUGGGAUCAACUGGUAGAGCGCCUGCAUCACGGCACGGACAAGUCGGUCGACUUGGAGGCUUGCAAGUAUCUGUUGCAGCGCAACAGUAAACCGUCCAGCCACGAGCCUCACAAAUAUUACUUCUCCCGCGACAAUCGCCUGAAGACCUCUCUGUUCUACACACUCUCCAAUGAGAUGGUGUUGGAAAUGGCAUCGCGCAUCACGGCGCCUCAUCUGUUCAUCAAGGCACUGCAGGCCCCAUACUAUGAGGACAAGAAAUACUAUGAUGCUGCCCUGGAGGUGCUGCGGCAGAAUCCGAAUUUUGAAUAUCAUGAAGUUGAGGGCACGCAUCACGUCCACCUCAAUGAGCCCGAGAAGGUGGCGCCCAUCAUCAACUCAUUCAUAAGCAAAUGCAGACCCUUAUGAGAAGAUGUAGAUAAAAUGAAUUCUCAACUUGUACAUACUUGCUAGUUAUGAUCUAUUGAAUGAUACAGAUAUUCACAAUGUUGUUUGUUGUUUUGUACGCUAUGGUAUUCCCGAAUAUAGUUCAUAAUUGACGAAGAUACAAAUUACUUAAUAAAAAUAGUCUUUGAUGUUUCUAUUUAAUUUAAUUACCGUUGAUACUGGCAAUAACAUUACAGUUAGAGUAGAUUACAAACUUGAAAAUGUCUUGUUUUUCUUUUUAUUUGUUUUUGUUUAUGGAAUUAGCGCUGCUACUAAAAACUAGCCAAUAAAUACCUCGCACAUGUUUAUAAAAUAUAUAUUUCAAAAUGAACAAAAAUCAAUAAUGAUAUUUGUUCUUUUUGUGCGUUGUUUAUUUAAAGUAAAUGUAUCAAAAAAAUGUACAAAACGAUUUAAAAGGAGUUGUAAACCAUGUGAAAAACUGUCGAGUCUAUCAGCCCCAAUCAAUUUUGGACUGAAUUGGAUGUGCACUGCACAUUUGGGAACUAAUAGAGUCAACAUAUCUUAGACAAUCCAACUUAAAAACUAAAUAUUUAAAAUAAAUAAUGUAAUUAUAGAUAAUAUGCUAAAAUCUAUACUCAUGCAUCAACUUAGAUAUUAUGAUUUUUUUUUUGUUUUUCUUCAUAUAUGUAUGUUCCAAUUCAGUCAGCGCUAAGUGUUGGA
Molecule: messenger RNA, 1812 nt
Organism: Drosophila arizonae
Lineage: Eukaryota; Metazoa; Arthropoda; Insecta; Diptera; Drosophilidae
Product: putative serine hydrolase
Cellular component (GO): membrane
Source: RefSeq, a predicted model, not a curated record